AAGCAGAGCUGCUCGGCGGCGCUUGAUUUUGGUCAAAAUUCUCAUAGCCUUGGUUGCGUCAAACACGAAAGUAGCGAGCCGCGACUGCACGCAAUCCCCUAUCCACAUAACUUACAACAUACAACUGUACCUUUACCGCAAGCAGAGCCGCUCUAGACCCUUGUAGAACUUAUCUUACAUCUAUCUUCCCGAUCCUCGAAUCACGAUCCGACCAAUCUGCGAACCUUGCUAACCCUGCCCACGCUGCCCUCCGUUGAUCACUAGCUCCCCGCUGCACAUCGGAAAGAAGCAGAAAGCACGACGACGACGAGCCGCCGUAAUGUCCGACGAACAACAACCGCAGCAAAACCCCCAGGCCAGCGGCGCCAGCUGGACUUCGUUCAUCAAGUCCAUCGCAUCCUUUAAUGGCGACUUAUCAUCCCUGACUGCCCCGCCCUUCAUCCUCUCCUCUACGAGUCUGGUAGAGUUCAGCUCGUAUUGGUGCGAGCAUCCGACUGUUUUCGCAGCACCCGCAGCAGAACUCGACCCGGCCAAGCGAGCUUUGCUCGUCCUGAAAUGGUUCUUGACUACGCUCAAACAGCAGUACGCAAGUCGAAGUGAACAAUAUGGAAACGAGAAGAAGCCUCUCAACCCAUUCCUGGGAGAACUAUUCCUCGGCAAGUGGGAAGAUGCCGCUGGCAUGACGGAGUUAGUCAGCGAGCAAGUCAGCCACCACCCACCCGCGACCGCAUAUAGCAUCACAAAUCUUCCCUCCAAAGUGCAUUUGGAAGGUUACAAUGCGCAGAAGGCGUCCUUCUCCAAGACCAUCUACAUCAAGCAAAUUGGGCACGCGGUACUUUCUGUGCCGGACCCCAACAAGCCGUCUACGAAUGACUUGUACAUUAUCACCCUCCCUUCCUUACAUGUCGAGGGUCUCCUGUUUGGCUCACCCUUCAUCGAAUUGGAUGGCGCUUCGUACAUCACGAGCAGCACCGGCUAUACAGCCAAAAUUGACUACAGCGGCAAGGGCUGGCUGUCUGGAAAGAAGAACUCGUUCACUGCCACCUUGUACCCAACCGGCAAGGAGAAGGAGGUACUCUACAACGUCUCGGGCCAGUGGACCAAGGCAUUCGAGAUUCACUCCGGAUCUGCCAAGCACAACUCGAGCAACAACCUAAUUGAUUCAUGGGACCCGACCAAUACGACGACUAGUAAACUCAUUGUAGCCCCAAUAGAGAAGCAGCACCCGUUGGAGUCACGGCGCGCGUGGGCCAAGGUCGCGCAGGGCAUUGCCAUCGGAGAUAUGAACAGUGUCGGCAAGGAAAAGACUAAGAUCGAGAAUGCACAACGAGCCAUGCGCAAGAAGGAACAGACAGAGGGACGCCAGUGGGAGCGAAGAUACUUUAAUGCUCUUGAAGGUCCCGAUACCGCCCUACAGAGUCUUGCUAAGAAUGUGGGACUUCGCGAGGAUGGUGACUCGGAAAAGACAGGUGGACUUUGGCGAUAUGAUGCAACCAAGGCAGACAAGGUGAGAGGGGAGGAACUCGCCGAUGAGGAGAAAGCCAAGUUGGCGGUAGAAUUGCUGGGGCAGUAAAUGCUGACGCUGCCGAGAUGGACUGACUGGGCGUACAUAUUCCAGGUGCAAAACCAGGUAUUAGAGAUACCUAAGAAGUACACCAAUUGGGAGUGGUCGAUUGGGCUGGAAGGCACACUGGCAAAAGUCUAUAGUUGUCCAGAUGGUCUAGAAUAUUUAAUCCUAUGUUGUUCAGGUUUUCA
This is a messenger RNA of Pseudomassariella vexata, 1755 nucleotides long. RefSeq lists its product as uncharacterized. The record is from RefSeq and is a predicted model, not a curated record. Bases 320 to 1573 code for a protein of 417 amino acids. Gene Ontology annotation, molecular function: oxysterol binding. Gene Ontology annotation, cellular component: cytosol; intracellular membrane-bounded organelle; membrane. Gene Ontology annotation, biological process: exocytosis; endocytosis; piecemeal microautophagy of the nucleus. NCBI's taxonomy places the organism in Eukaryota, Fungi, Ascomycota, Sordariomycetes, Amphisphaeriales, Pseudomassariaceae. The transcript has 3 exons.